Messenger RNA from Tetrahymena thermophila SB210, 633 nucleotides. RefSeq lists its product as hypothetical. The transcript has a single exon. NCBI's taxonomy places the organism in Eukaryota, Ciliophora, Oligohymenophorea, Hymenostomatida, Tetrahymenidae. The record is from RefSeq and is a predicted model, not a curated record.
AUGCAAUUCUCGGACUUUGAAAAAGAUUCUAAUAUAAAAAAUGUUAGUGAAAUGCUUUAUGAAAAAAAUUCUUAUUCUUUGUUUAAUUCUGGUAUAAGAACUGAAAAUUUAUACAAAAGUUUAAGCGAUAAGCAAAUCUCUGAUUUAAAAACACAAUAUGAGUCAGACUCAUAUCUUUUCAAUAAAUCUGAAUUUUAAGACGAAGAAUAUUUAUAAAAUAAUAAUUUACUAGAGAAAUUUGAAGAUAUUUCUAAAAAUAAUAUAUGUAAAAAUGUCAUUAAAGCCUUUUUUGCCUAUCUUCUUGACAAAAAUAAUGAUUUACUAAUAGAAUUUGUAUUUAAAGGAUCUUCUCAAACUAAUGCUCUUAAACAAGCUAAAAAUUUUAUUAAAUCUUACAAUUUUAAUAACAGUUACCUUCAUAAACUAAUUUAGCAUCCUAGAUAUGGAAAAGCUUUUGAGUUUUUUCUUACUUUUGAAGCAGAGUAUUGGCUGAAAAAGAGUAAAGUUAAAUAAAAAGAAGAUCAUCAGAUUUAUAUCAAUUUUUUAAAAUUAUGUUGCUGCGAUACUGAUUAUUCAAAUCAUCUAAUAGCAUACAAAAAAGGUAAAAAGACAGCAUUUAAUAAGAAAGAGUGA